AUGCUGUUCACGACAAAUCCCAAACUGGUUCUCCGGGGACCCCUCCCCCCGCUCCAAUCAGCCCGCGGCCCGCCCGUGGUGCGCACGGAGGCACCGGCGGCCGGCUCGCGCCCCUACCCCGCCGAGUCCUCCGAGGGCGCGCGCGGCGGCGGCGGGGCCGGGGUCCUGCGAGUCACCGGCCGCGUUCGCAGCGGAGCCACGUUCCAAUCCACGAACAGUCACAGGGGUCCGGCGGGCACCGGGGGCUCCUCCCGGGCUGCGCGCUCCUCUCCGCGGCCGGCUGCCUCCGGCUCCCGCGCUGCCGCCGCGGCCGCCCGGGACUGGGGCCGGAGCUGCGCGCAUGCAGGCAGCGCGCUCCCCCGCGCUCACGCCCGCCCGGGCCCGCUCGGGCCGCCGCCGCCGCCGCCGCCCGGCCGCCCCCGCCCGCGCGCCCCGGCCGGCCCUCGAGGGUGCGGGGCGCCGGCGGUCAGCGCGCACAUGGAGGCCCGCGGGCCCGCGCUGCGCUCGGCCGCCGCCCCGCCGCGGGCCCGGGCGCCCCACCGGCGUGCGGCCGCGCCCCCGCCGAGCCCCGCCGAGCCCCGCGGCCCGAGGCGCAUGGGUGAGCGGCGGGAGGCGCGGGCCGGGGCCGGGGCCGGGCUGGGCCGCCCGCGCUCCCUCGCCGUCUGCGCGCCCUCGCCGCCUCGGCCUCGGCGCGGGCUCGGGCGGCUUCCAGGCCACUUCGCGCGACCUGAGACACUUUCACUCUGGAUUUUUGUUCUUAUUUUUAACAGAGCCCCCUCGAGUGACGUCGCGGGCCGGGCUCCUGGACACGUGCCUCGGGCCAAUGGCCGCGGCGCCGCGCGCCCACGUGACGAGCCGGCGGCCGCUCGGCGACCGGGACCGCCCGCCGCCCCUCCCCCGCCGCCGCCGCCCCUCCCCCCCUUAAAGCGGCCGCGUCCCCGCGCUCCGCGUGCCCUGCGCUCCCGCUCGCGCCUUCCCGGCCGCCCCUCGGUUCGGGGGCCCGCGGGACCCCGCGACAAGCCCCGCCGGGCCACCCCGGCGAGCAGCGGCGGACGCGCGCCGCAGGACUGCUAUUUUUAA
This is a messenger RNA of Hyaena hyaena (striped hyena), 1080 nucleotides long. Its product is annotated as translation initiation factor IF-2-like. The transcript is spliced from 2 exons. The coding region runs from base 1 to 1080 and encodes 359 amino acids. NCBI's taxonomy places the organism in Eukaryota, Metazoa, Chordata, Mammalia, Carnivora, Hyaenidae. The record is from RefSeq and is a predicted model, not a curated record.